Prunus persica (peach) is the source of this 2948-nucleotide messenger RNA. Its product is annotated as MDIS1-interacting receptor like kinase 2. Gene Ontology annotation, cellular component: plasma membrane. NCBI's taxonomy places the organism in Eukaryota, Viridiplantae, Streptophyta, Magnoliopsida, Rosales, Rosaceae. The transcript is spliced from 2 exons. Gene Ontology annotation, molecular function: ATP binding; protein binding; protein kinase activity. Gene Ontology annotation, biological process: hormone-mediated signaling pathway; protein phosphorylation. The record is from RefSeq and is a predicted model, not a curated record. The coding region runs from base 143 to 2581 and encodes 812 amino acids.
UUAAAUUAAAAUAAAGCUUUCGAACAUAAAUAAAUAAAUAAAAAUAAUGCAAAUUACAAGUGAAUUUUAAGAACGAAAAUUAUAACAAUAAGAAUCAACCUUCUAUAAAGCUUGGAACAUAACAUGAACUCCUCAAACCACCAUGGAAGGAGGAGUUUUCUCUGCUCACAAGCCUACUUAUCUUCUUCUUCUCCUUCAUAUUUUCCUGCUUGCUUUGCUUCCAUUCAAGGCCAUUUCAUCACCAAAAACACAGGCAGAAGCUUUGCUAACUUGGAAGAAGAACACCUUUGAUUCUGCACCGCCUUCUCUCACUUCAUGGUCCCUCGCUAACCUCAACAAUCUUUGCAACUGGUAUGCCAUUGUUUGUGACCAGAGCAGCAAACAAGUUUCCCAAAUUGACCUCUCCACCUUCAACAUCGCUGCAACACUAACCCAUUUCAACUUCACCCCAUUUCUCAAGCUCACCCAAUUCAACAUUCGUGGCAACUAUUUCACAGGGCCAAUUCCAUCUGAGCUUGGUUUUUGUACCAACCUCACCUACUUGGACCUGUCUUCCAAUUCCCUUGAAGGGCCAAUUCCAUCCUCCAUAGGCCAACUCAGAGAGCUUCAGCACCUUGAUCUUAGUAACAAUUUCUUAAAUUCUUCAAUCCCUUCUGAGCUUGGUCUUUGUACCAACCUCACCUACUUGGCCCUGGUUUCCAAUCACCUUGAAGGGAAAAUUCCAUCCUCUAUAGGCCAACUCAGGGAGCUUCAGAACCUUUAUCUUCAAAUGAAUUUCUUAAACUCUUCAAUCCCAUCUGAGCUUGGUUUUUGUACCCACCUCACCUACUUGCACCUGUCUUCCAAUUCCCUUGAAGGGCCAAUUCCAUCCUCCAUAGGCCAACUCAGAGAGCUUCAGUACCUUAAUCUUAGUAACAAUUUCUUAAAUUCUUCAAUCCCUUCUGAACUUGGUCUUUGUACCAACCUCACCUACUUGGCCCUGGCUUCCAAUCACCUUGAAGGGAAAAUUCCAUCCUCAAUAGGCCAACUGAGGGAGCUUCGGCACCUUGAUCUUCAAAUGAAUUCCUUAGACUCUUCAAUCCCAUCGGAGCUUGGUUUUUGUACCAACCUCACCUACUUGGACCUGUCUUCCAAUCACCUUGAAGGGAAAAUUCCAUCCUCUAUAGGCCAACUCAGGGAGCUUCAGAACCUUUAUCUUCAAAUGAAUUCCUUAAACUCUUCAAUCCCUUCUGAGCUUGGUUUUUGUUUCAGCCUCACCUACUUGGAUCUUUCGAGAAAUCAGCUCUCUGGGUCAAUUCCUCUAACACUAAGCAACCUUUCACGUAUUCAGGGCUUAAAUCUUUCCAACAACAAUCUCAAUGGCUCAUUCCCGACAGAGAUUGCCUUCCCACGCCUGGGGAAAUUUUAUUUGUCUCAUAACAAUUUCACAUACAAUACUUUUGUUGGAAACUCUGACUUAUCCAAAAAAAAUAACAAGAAAGUUAUAAUUGGUGGCCUUGUAUUUGUUUGUGGUUUAUUCGUGGUUACAACUACAAUUGCUCUGAUUCUUGUGUUCCAUAAGAAAACCAAGUGUGCUCUUAAGAAAAUCAAUAGUGCUCAAAACUUUGAGAAUUUUGAGUCAAUGAUAUUGCAAGAAGAAGUAAAAUUUACGUUUGGGGAAGUUGUAAAGGCCAUAGACGAUUUUCAUGAGAAGUACUGUAUUGGAAAAGGAGGAUUUGGAAGAGUAUACAAGGCAGAGUUGCUAUCAGGUCAAGUUGUGGCAGUUAAGAGGCUUAACAUGUCAGACUCUAACGACAUUCCAGCAAUUAAUCUCCAAAGUUUUGAGAAUGAAAUCCGAACUCUGACAAAUGUCCGGCAUAGGAACAUCAUUCGGCUAUAUGGGUUCUGUUCAAGAAGGGGAUGCAUCUUCUUGCUCUAUGAAUAUUUAGAGAGAGGCAGCCUGGGAAAGGCAUUGUAUGGGGUUGAAGGGGUAACUCAACUUGGCUGGGCUACAAGGGUUAAAAUUGUGCACGGACUAGCUCAUGCACUUUCUUACUUGCACCAUGACUGCUCUCCACCAAUUGUGCACCGUGAUGUAACUGUCAACAAUGUAUUGCUCGAGUCAGAUUUCGAAGCCCGUCUUUCUGAUUUUGGAACAGCAAGACUGAUUAGUGCCAAUUCAUCCAACUGGACCCAUAUUGUUGGCUCAUUUGGCUACAUGGCACCAGAGCUUGCAUUGACAAUGCGAGUCACGGAUAAGUGUGAUGUGUAUAGCUUUGGAGUGGUGGCGCUGGAAGUUAUGAUGGGAAGGCACCCAGGGGAUCUGCUAGAAUCCGAGCUAUCAAAAUCAUCAAAAUCAAUGACGGAGGACAAUGCAGAGUUGCUUUUGAAGGAUUUGUUAGACCAAAGGCUGGAGGUUCCAAGCAAUGAAUUGGCAAAGGCAGUGGUGCUUGUGAUGAGUUUAGCCUUGGGUUGUAUACGUAUGCGUCCAGGGUCUCGACCUACAAUGCUUUAUGUAGCACAAAAACUAUCAGCUCAGAGUCUGCCUUCCCUUCCUUUACCAUUUGGCAUGCUAACCAUCAACAAGUUGAUGGGGAUAUAAAACUAGAAGGGAAAAAAAUAAAACUGGUUGGAAAGUUUUCUGUGUGUAAGAGAAAUUCUUAUACCUUGUAUGUUAACAUUAACAUCUGCAACGUCCAUUCUAUAAAAAAAUUAAAAAAAUCUGCUCCAUCGUACUUCUUGGAUUAUGUGUGACUCAUUUACUAGCAGUCCUUUUUUCUUUUUUUUUGGGGUCAAUUUAUUACUACCAAUCCUACACGUGCGUUAUGGAGAUGCGGAAGCAUUUAUUGCUGGGGAAAUGAGUGGGAAAAAAGGGAAAAGUGGGAAGUAGUGAGAGAAAAAUAUGGGUGAGUUAUGUUAUACUUUAAAUUUUUUUAAAUGUUUUUAAUUAUGAAUAAUAGUAAAAUGUG